Molecule: messenger RNA, 3902 nt
Organism: Lycium ferocissimum
Lineage: Eukaryota; Viridiplantae; Streptophyta; Magnoliopsida; Solanales; Solanaceae
Exons: 14
Coding region: 123-3221 (1032 amino acids)
Biological process (GO): protein ubiquitination
Cellular component (GO): CCR4-NOT complex
Molecular function (GO): RNA binding; ubiquitin-protein transferase activity
Source: RefSeq, a predicted model, not a curated record
AAUCACGCAAAAGCCGACCUUUCUCGAACUUUCUCUCUCUUGACAGGCGUGUGUGGUUCUCUCUCUCUCUCUCUCUCUCUCUGCAAUCCUUUGCGAUUUUCCCCUUGUCGAUCACUGCAACAAUGAGUGACCACGGAGAUAAGACAUGUCCUCUUUGUGCUGAGGAGAUGGAUUUGACAGAUCAGCAGUUGAAGCCUUGCAAGUGCGGAUACGAGAUAUGUGUCUGGUGUUGGCAUCACAUCAUGGAUAUGGCUGAGAAGGAGAAUACGGAAGGGAGGUGUCCAGCAUGUCGCACUCCUUAUAACAAGGAAAAGAUUGUUGGCAUGGCAGCAAAAUGUGAUAAGGUAGUGGCUGAGAUGAACAUUGAUAAAAGGUUGUCCUCUCGCAAGGGAAAAAGUAAAACAGCAGAUUCUAGGAAGCAACUUAGCAAUGUGCGAGUCGUUCAAAGAAAUCUUGUUUACAUUAUGGGGUUGCCUCUCAGUCUAGCUGAUGAAGAUCUUCUCCAGAGGAAAGAGUAUUUUUCUCAGUACGGGAAGGUUCUGAAGGUGUCUAUAUCUCGUACAGCUGCUGGCGCUAUUCAACAAUUUGCAAAUGAUACUUGUAGUGUAUAUAUUACCUAUUCAAAGGAGGAGGAAGCAAUUCUGUGUAUUCAAUCUGUACAUGGGUUUGUUUUGGAUGGUAGACCUCUAAGAGCUUGCUUUGGAACCACAAAAUACUGUCAUGCUUGGUUGAGAAAUGUGCCCUGUACCAACUAUGAUUGUUUAUACCUGCACGAGAUUGGGUCUCAAGAGGAUAGCUUUACUAAAGACGAAAUCAUAUCAGCUUACACAAGGAGUAGAGUUCAACAAAUUGCUGGUGCCAUUAAUAGUAUGCAACAGCGAUCAGGGAGUGUGUUACCACCGCCUGCAGAGGAGUACUGCAGUAACAGCUCUGCUUCUGUAGACAAGCCUAUUAGUAAAAAGGCUGCAACUAAUUCAGCACCCAGUGUUAGAGGCUCCCCACUAAAUAGUAGCUCUGGUAGAUCUGCUGCUCUUCCUGCUGGAGCUUCAUGGGGAACACGUGCAUCACAUAAUCAACAUCGACCUGCCAGUGUACCAUGUUCUAAUGGACCUCUUAAUAAGAAGCCCCAGACAUGUAAUCCAACGGUAUUUUCUACAGCUGUUGAAGGCACAAGUGAGGCUUCAUUACUGCCUUCCUAUGCAGGAAAAGUAGUAGUUCAUACUGAAGAUAGUGGAACUACUCAAGAGAAAGGGAAAAUAGAGACUUUAGAACCCGUUAAGCAGCAUGCAGGAGCAGAUCCUCGAACCUAUACUUCUGAGAACCCCACUAUUCCGGUACCUCCUUCUUCGUCAUCUAUGAACGGUCAGCUACAUAGUACCCCGUCCAUGUCUUUGAAGGACAAAGAUAAACAUAUGAUAGCAACCAGUAGUACAAAUGCAUUCGAUAUUUCUGUAGUGUCUAACGGACCUGGUUUUACCAAAGAUUCCAGUGAUGCCACAGAUGUUAAGAUCCAGAAUGUAUGUUCUGAUAUGUCGUCGUUGAGCAUUGGUAGACAAAAAAAAUCACAGCACAUCUACAUUGAUCAAUAUAAGGAGUCAAUGCCGUUUGAAUUGACCGGGGUAUCUGCGACUUCUGCAGAUGAGAUUUGUAUCUCAAGAGAAAAGUCUGACGUGAGAUUGGAUACGCAGAGCGAAGUAAUGCAAGUUUCUACUCCUGAAAUGGAGGAUGAUUUGCUAACCUUUAAUGAGCAGAGACAUAGGGAUCCUGAAGUAGUUAUUGAGAAAGUCUAUUUACCAAAUCUUUCACUCUCUUUACACUCCCCAGCUCAGCCUAGUGGGUAUUCUCCUCAGCUGACUAAUGGUGUUGGACCUGUUAGUGCCAAUAUGCAGUUGGACAGGAGAACAGAUUCAGUAUCACAGCCUUUUCGUGUUGAAUCAUUGACUAAUGGAUACCUGGAGAAUGUAUCGAAUUCUGUGGCUGAUUUGCAAGCUAUCAAUAGAAGUUAUUCUCCGUUGCCUGACGAGGGUAAGAGGAUGCACGUGGAAAGGUUUCAAAGUGAAGCUCCUAGCGAGAACUGUAGUACUAAUGUAGAUACUGGAGAGAGCAGUAUAAUAUCUAAUAUUUUGUCUCUGGAUUUUGAUCCUUGGAAUGAGUCAUUAACUUCUCCUCAGAACCUUGCCAAGUUGUUGGGAGAAACUGAUGACCAACAAGGGUCUCUUAGAGUGUCAAGCUCAAGAAAAUUAACCAGUAACCAAUCGAGGUUCUCUUUUGCAAGAGAAGAACCAACCAAUCCUGAUUUUCAACCGUCUCUAAGUUACAUUGAGCAAAGUUUUAAUCAUUAUCCUCAUGGUCAUGAUUUUCCUAAUGGCAGAAAUUAUCAACUUGAUAAUAUUGGUACUCGUAAUGGAUUCUCCUUAGCUAAUAAUGAGGAAACAGUUGGUUUUGGCAGCAGUUUUUCUCAUCUCUCUUCCAAUAAGCUAUCAGUGUCCGGACCUCAGAUGUCAGCACCUCCAGGGUUCUCAGCACUAAACAGAGCACCACCCCCGGGUUUUACUUCUCAUUAUGAAAGAAUGGAACAAAAUUUUGACUCUCUCCGUGGAAGUCACUUGCAUGAUGCCUCCUCUUUGCAUAAUCAACAUCAGGCUUUGCAAGUUGGAAAUGUGAGUAAUGGAGACAUUGAGUUUAUGGAUCCUGCUAUUCUGGCAGUUGGUAAAGGGAGGCUUCCUAAUGGCCUUGAUCUCUCAAGCUUGGGCAUGUCUUCAAGUUUUCCUCCACAAUUAAAUACUUUCGAAAAUGAGGGAAGGCUUCAGUUACUGAUGCAAAGAUCUCUAACUCCGCAUCAGAACCAAAGUUUUGCUGAUAUGGGCAACAAUUUUUCUCCAUUCGGUGAUGCUUAUGGAAUUUCUUCCAGGGUUAUGGAGCAAAGUCUGGCCAACAAUCAACCCACAUAUGAUGGAAUUUCUUCUAGGGCUCUGGAGCAAACACUGGCCAACCAUCAGUCUCCAUUUUCACAGCUCAAUGUUCCCCAGAGUAGGAACUCUGUCAUGUCAAAUGGCCACUGGGACAGCUGGAAUGGGGUUCAGAGUGGAAACAGUUUGGGUGUAGCGGAACUCCUCCGAACAGAAAAUCUGGGUUUUAACAAGUUCUUUACCGGAUAUGAGGAGUCAAAGUUCUAUAUGCCCAAUUCUGGCAAUUUGUAUAAUAGAACAUUCGGGAUGUAAUUGUGGAUCAGAGGUUCUUUUGGGCUGAGUAGCUUUAAAGAAUCAAUGAAUCAGAAUGACCACGUGACUUAACUGAUUUGCUCUUAAGAUGUUCAAAUGGCUAAGUAGACGUGAGGAAACACGACAGUCUUGCUCUCUGAAAGGCGAUGUUGAUUCACGCCGUCUGCAUGAAGUUGGCUUUCAGAUUGGUGUAGGAACAAACCCCCUAAAAUAGGGUAUCCAGAAACCAACAGUUGAAAGCUGAGGUCGAGGCUCAACAUGGUGGUUUAGAUAGAGCAUCAUGAUUGACUGAAUCGGCAGGUGAUUCUCCAGUCAGUGUUCUUGGAUGUGGUUGGAGAAUCAGGUCAUAUUCACACACUAGAAAAAAGAUACUGAAGACAGCUCAUUUUUGUCGAGAGGAAUAAUGCUGUAGCUUGUUUGCGGGUAAAUUGGGAAGAGGUAGUAAGUUGAAAUCUGUUUUUUGUUUUGCUCGUUCGCCUAAUUAUUUUGCGAACGAAGUUCAUGUUCCAACUAUGAGGUGGACAAGACUGCUAGUGCACUGACCAGAUAAAGAUAAAUGUUUCAUUCUUUGUUGAAGUGCUUAUUCUCCCUAUAUCCUUUAUGAAGGAUGGCCUGAAUUUUUGGUCUGUAUCUAAAUUGAAACUAAGGCAUUUUAUUACAACUUGUUUCCAUUGAUCGGUA